This is a messenger RNA of Mangifera indica (mango), 1458 nucleotides long. RefSeq names its product polygalacturonase-like. Lineage: Eukaryota; Viridiplantae; Streptophyta; Magnoliopsida; Sapindales; Anacardiaceae. The transcript is spliced from 4 exons. Gene Ontology annotation, molecular function: polygalacturonase activity. Bases 82 to 1269 code for a protein of 395 amino acids. The record is from RefSeq and is a predicted model, not a curated record. Gene Ontology annotation, biological process: carbohydrate metabolic process.
AAAUUCAGCCAUUUCUACCCAAAAUUCUGUACUUUCAUAUUCUCAAUCACAUCAUUCUCCUUUUUGUCUCCGAGAGAAGAAAUGGGAAAACCAAUGAGUUCUUUUGUUCUUUCAGUGCUUUUCUUGGUCCUUUUCUUUGAUUCAUCUUUUUCAAUUCCAGUGACUUACAAUGUGCUCAGCUUAGGAGCCAAAUCCGAUGGCCAAACUGACUCAUCAAACGCCUUUCUUGAUGCAUGGAGUAAAGUAUGUGACUCAGCUGAGGCCGCCACCAUUUAUGUACCACCAGGGAGGUUCUUGCUCGGCAAAGUUGAGUUUAAAGGCCAAUGCAAGAACAGUGAUAUUACAUUAAACAUUGAUGGCACCCUUGUGGCACCAUCAGAUUAUAAUGUGAUUGGAGAUGCUGGAAAUUGGCUUAUCUUUGAACAUGUUGAUGGAGUUUCUAUUAAUGGCGGCACUCUUGACGGCCAAGGUGCCAGCUUGUGGACUUGCAAGAAGACAGGGAAUAGUUGCCCCACUGGCGCCACGACACUGGAGUUUAGCAACUCGAACAAUAUUGCCAUAAAUGGAUUAACAUCUUUAAAUAGCCAGAAGUUUCAUAUUGUUAUCAAUGGCUGCAACAAUGUGAAAGCACAACGGGUAACUGUUUCUGCCCCGGGCAGCAGCCCUAACACCGAUGGAAUUCAUGUUUCAUCGUCUAGCGAUGUCACAAUCAUGAACUCGAGGAUUGGGACUGGAGAUGAUUGUGUAUCAAUGGGCCCCGGUGCUAACAAUUUAUGGAUUGAAAAUGUUGUUUGUGGCCCUGGCCACGGCAUCAGUAUUGGCAGUCUUGGCAAGGAUCAAGAAGAGGAUGGAGUGCAAAAUGUGACAGUAAAAACUGCAACGUUUACAGGUACUCAAAACGGGGUAAGAAUCAAGUCUUGGGGGAGACCUAGCAAUGGCUUCGCUAGGAACAUUCUUUUUCAAGAUGUCAUCAUGAACAAUGCCCAAAAUCCUAUCGUCAUUGAUCAAAAUUACUGCCCUGGAGACGAUGAUUGCCCUGGUCAGGAUUCAGGAGUUAAAAUUAGUGAUGUGACAUACCAAGGUAUUCAUGGAACCUCUGCGACCGAAGUGGCCGUAAAAUUUGACUGCAGUCCAACAAAUCCGUGCUCUGGUAUAAACUUGGAGGAUGUGAAGCUCACAUACAAUAAUCAACCAGCUGAAGCAUCAUGUAGCAAUGCCGACGGAUCAGCUUCUGGCUUUGUUCAGCCUGAUAGUUGCUUGCUUAAGUGAAAAAACCAUGCAAUUGUUACGUCACAAUUUACAGUUUAGUAGAUAUAUUUUGCUUGAGCCUGUGGCGUUUGCCUAUUGACGCCUGGCCUUGCAAUAGUGUCAUGAGUAGGCCACAUUUCUCAUUGUCGGCUGUCCUUGUGUUAAAAUAUGAUGAAUGAAAUAAAUUGGGUAAUUGAUAGGGGUUAAAGU